Molecule: messenger RNA, 360 nt
Organism: Perkinsus marinus ATCC 50983
Lineage: Eukaryota; Perkinsozoa; Perkinsida; Perkinsidae
Exons: 4
Source: RefSeq, a predicted model, not a curated record
GAGUAUAAUGAUACCUGCAACAGGCUCAAUGGCUUGUGGGAUAAGGCUAUCUCGGAGGCAACCGAGCAGAGGAGUUUUUCCAAGCUAUGUGAAGCUUUGAAGGUUGAUGAGGAGGAGCCUCUUCCACUACAGGGAGUACCCGAUAAGGUCCAAUGGAGGUUUGGUAUGAUUCCUUAUGGAAAUAAUAAUCCGGACACGCAGCUAUUCCCAACCCCAGAAGAGGAACAGCCUGCUGGAGCAUACCAGUUUAUGGAUCCGUCGAGUUACGGUGAUUACAUCGAACGUAUCGAUAACAAACCCAACCCGAUUCGAAAGGCAAGGCAUUUAUUCACUAGUGCUUACAUGCCGCCAACGAAAUAA